GUCAGUGCUGUCAGCGCUGCUAUACGGUGCUGACUAGAUCGGUUCCCUCACUUUAACACUGACAUAUCUGUACUGUAGACAAGAUCCAAAUGGACAUGCGGCAACUAUAAUAGACAGGGCGCUAAACAUAUAAUGCUACAAAAGACAUUUCCAUAUACCUACCGGCAAAAGAUAGGACAAGCUUUUUUCUCCCCUCUUUCAUUGGUUUAGGACUUCCCUGUAGAGCUCGGUGGUACAGACCCGAGUCCGAGGUCUCAGGGCCUCCAUGGUGAAAUUUCUUUUUAAAAAGACAUCGUCCUAAUACGAGGUUUAUUUGCAGAGAGAUGGCAGACAGUACAGGGCUGCAGUUUGUCAGCGCCUAUGCUUUUGAAGCAAUGCAAAAGGUGGAUGUGGUUCGCCUGGCUGCCCUAAGUGACCCAGAGCUGAGGCUACUGCUUCCCUGCCUAGUGAGGAUGGCUCUAUGUGCUCCAGCUGAUCAGAGCCAGACCUGGGCACAGGACAAGAAGCUCAUCCUUCGCCUGCUCUCAGGAGUGGAAGCUGUCAACUCCAUUGUUGCACUUUUGUCUGUUGACUUUCAUGCCUUGGAGCAGGAUGCACGAAAGGAGCAGCAGCUCAGGCACAAGGCGGGUGGCUCUAAUGGAGAGAGCAUCUUGGUGUCACAGCUACAGCAUGGCCUGACCCUGGAGUUUGAACACAGUGAUCCCCUCAGGAGACUCCGCCUGACCCUCAGUGAACUGUUGGCAAUCAUGAAUAAGGUGGCAGACUCAAAUGGAGAGUUUUUCUUAAAGUCUUCUGAACUCUUCGAAAGCCCUGUUUACUUGGAAGAGGUUGCAGAUGUCCUCUGUAUUUUACAAGCAGAGCUACCUUCUUUGCUGCCCAUUGUGGAUGUGGCAGAAGCUUUGCUUCAUGUUCGCAAUGGUGACUGGUUUCUGUGUCUGCUGGUUGCCAAUGUCCCUGACAGCUUCAAUGAAGUUUGCAGAGGUUUGAUCAAGAAUGGAGAACGUCAGGAUGAGGAGAGUUUGGGUGGUCGACGCAGGACUGAGGCCCUAAGGCAGCUGUGCCAGAUGAACCCCUCACAGGCCCUCAACAUCAGAGCUAUGGUGGUGGAGGAGUGCCACCUGCCUGGCCUGGGUGUGGCUCUGACCCUGGACUAUAAACCAGAUACAGCAGAUGAGGCAGUCAGUCCACUAGUCUCUUAUGUCAGCGGUCUACUGCUGGGUACCAAUAGCAAAGUCCGUACCUGGUUCAGCAUGUUCAUUCGCAAUGGACAACAGCGAAAGAGAGAAAGCAGCUCGGUGCUUUGGCAGAUGCGCAGACAGCUGCUGCUGGAGCUGGUCGCCAUCCUGCCACGCUCUCGCAGUACUCAUGUGCCCAAUGAUGGUGACAUUGGAGAGGGCAGCUCAGGGUACUCUGGCCUCAGAGAGGAGCAUGUGGUGAAGGCCAGCGCUCUGCUCCGACUGUACUGUGCCCUCAUGGGCAUCGCCGGUCUCAGACCGACAGAUGAAGAGGCAGAGCAGCUGCUACAGCUGAUGACCAGCCGGCCUCCAGCCACUCCUGCUGGUGUUCGCUUUGUCUCCCUGUCCUUCUGCAAGCUGCUGGCCUUCCCUACUCUGGUCAGCACUCCAGAGCAGGAGCAGCUGAUGGUCAUGUGGCUUAGCUGGAUGAUCAAAGAAGAAGAAUACUUUGAGAGUGCUGCAGGCGUAUCUGCUUCUUUUGGAGAGAUGCUAUUACUGGUUGCCAUGUAUUUCCAUAGCAACCAGCUCAGCUCCAUUAUUGAGUUGGUGUGCUCUACUUUGGGGAUGAAGAUUGCCAUCAAGCCGAGCUCUCUAAGUAAGAUGAAGACCAUCUUCACACAAGAAAUCUUCACAGAACAGGUGGUUACAGCCCAUGCCGUUAGGGUCGCAGUGACCAAUAACUUAAGUGCCAACAUCACAGGGUUCCUCCCAAUCCACUGCAUCUACCAGCUGCUUCGGAGCCGAGCCUUCACCAAGCACAAAGUGUCCAUCAAGGAUUGGAUCUAUCGCCAGCUCUGUGAGACAACCACCCCCAUCCACACCCAACUGAUUCCUCUAAUUGAUGCCUAUAUCAACUCCAUCCUCACUCCAGCAUCAAAGGCCAACCCAGAGGCUACCAACCAGCCUAUCACAGAGCAGGAGAUCCUCAAUGUCUUCCAGUGCUCUGCUGGGCAAGGGGAAGGUGUCCGAGGGGGGCGACAGCGCUACUCCAUCACCACCCAACUCCUUAUCCUGUACUACAUCCUGUCUUAUGAGGAGAACCUGUUGGCUAGCACCAAACAACUAGCUCUGAUGCAGAGGAAGCCAAAAUCCUACUCAGCAGCCUUGAUGGACCAAAUCCCCAUUAAGUACUUGGUUACCCAGGCCCAGGGACUGCAGCAGGAGCUAGGGGGCCUGCACUCUGCCCUGCUGAGGCUGCUGGCCACCAACUACCCCCACCUAUGUCUAGUGGAGGACUGGGUGUGUGAGGAAGAGGUGACUGGCACCCUGCCCCUGCUGCGGAGGAUGAUGCUCCCCAGCAACACCUGCAGAUACACUCAGAGCCAGCUCCACCAGGCCUUUCAGAAGUUGCCAUCCAGCAGUCCCAGGUUGAUGCGGAUCCUGGAGCACUUAACACUGCUUUCACCCGGAGACCUGAUCCCUUAUGCAGAAGCCCUCACAGCCAGCAUGGCUCUGCUGCUGGAGCCUGCGGUGCCUCGUCGCAUAUUGCAGACCCUCAGCAAACUCUGGAUGUGCCUCAACACUGUAAUGCCCCGCAGGUUGUGGGUGAUGACAGUAAAUGCCCUCCAACCCUCAGCCAAGCUGCUCAGGCAGCAGAAAUACACUCAGAACGACCUGAUGGUGGAUCCUCUCAUAGUGCUGCGCUGCGAUCAGAGGGUAUACAGGUGUCCUCCUUUAAUGGACAUUGUCCUUCACAUGCUGAAUGGUUACCUGCUGGCCUCAAAAGCCUACCUACACUGCCACCUGAAGGAGACGGCUGACUUUGAUCGGCAGACCCAGACAGUUUCAAGCCUCGGGGUUCCUGGACAGCCAGAUACACCUGAGGUCACCAGGGAAGAGCUGAAGAACGCACUUCUAUCUGCGCAGGACAGCGCAGCAGUCCAGAUUCUCCUUGAGGUGUGUCUGCCAAACUCCGAAGAGCAGCAGCUGGGGGCCAACACAGAGAGCCUGCUGAAGAGCAUCAGGGGCCCCAUGCCAGGGAAAUUGAAACAGGGAAGCCUGGGCCCAAGAGCCAGAGGGGGCGUGGAGGACACUGAGCCAGAGGGAGGCCUGCUCAGUGACUUGAGGGAGGUGCAAUGUCUCAUCUGUUGUCUGCUGCAUCAGAUGUUCAUCGCUGACCCCAACAUUGCCAAGUUGGUUCACUUUCAGGGUUACCCUCAAGCUCUGCUGCCUCUAACUGUGGCAGGCAUCCCCUCCAUCCAUAUCUGUUUGGACUUCAUCCCAGAGCUGCUGGCCCAGCCCCAGCUGGAAAAGCAGAUCUUUGCGAUCCAGUUGCUAUCGUACCUGUGCACCCAGUACGCCCUCCCCAAGUCCCUCAGUGUGGCCAGGUUGGCCAUAAGUGUCAUGGGCACCCUCCUUACAGUGCUGACUCAUGCCAAGCGUUUCUCCUUCUUCAUGCCCACCCUGCCCUGCCUUGUGGCUUUCUGCCAGGCCUUCCCUCCACUCUAUGAUGAAGUGGCAGCUCUGUUGGUACAAGUGGGCCAAGUUUGUGCCUCUGACGUAGCCACAAAAGCCAGGGACAUUGACCCUCUCAUUGCCCGCCUGCAGUACCUGAAAGAGAAGCCUCAGGAGGCUCUGGUUCAUGGAGAAGGAUCCUCAAAGCUGACAUUACCCCAGAAGAUGGCAGAAGAACUGGGUGGAGCUGACCCUGAUGUUCAGCUAUGCUACUGUUUAGAGGCCACCUUCAUGGACAUCAUCAGCUCCACCCUACAUGGACUAUAGGCCAGACACACACAGAGAGGAGGGACUGGGCUUCAACCAACAACUCUUAACACUGCCCCUGAAAGACAUUCACACUCCCAAGAAGGGCUUCUGUCAACACAUCCAUUCAUACUCAACAAAUGGUCUCAGACAGAUGCACCUUUGUCAAGGCCUUUUAGAUAAUGUCAGGGUUUGGGCUGUUGUCAUUCUGUGCACAUAAUGGGACGUGUGCUGUAAAUCUCUAGUCUUUUAACUCUGCCAGUCAACUAAUGAAAAAUACAUUCUUAACCAUCAGGGUCGUGUUUAACACGCUGUAAAUAAAUCAUGAUUUCCAAUUUAUUUAGAAAAUGUGUGUUUAUGUAUUCACCGUUUGUAGAGAGUAAAAAUACUGUUAUAGUGAAUAUUGUUAAAAGGGUCCAUUUUCUUGACCUCAGGCAUAUUUUUCUAAGUUGUAAGUGUUAUGACCUUUUUCUUAGCAACUGAGAAAAUGAAAAUGUUGCCUCGAAAUAAUAUGUAGAGCUUUUGUACUUUAUUUGUUUGUAAUAAAACAAAGAAAACACUUGGAA
This is a messenger RNA of Seriola aureovittata, 4501 nucleotides long. RefSeq names its product integrator complex subunit 2 (gene ints2). Gene Ontology annotation, biological process: snRNA 3'-end processing. NCBI's taxonomy places the organism in Eukaryota, Metazoa, Chordata, Actinopteri, Carangiformes, Carangidae. Gene Ontology annotation, cellular component: integrator complex. The transcript has 25 exons. Bases 324 to 3956 code for a protein of 1210 amino acids. The record is from RefSeq and is a predicted model, not a curated record.